Messenger RNA from Notechis scutatus (mainland tiger snake), 768 nucleotides. The record is from RefSeq and is a predicted model, not a curated record. NCBI's taxonomy places the organism in Eukaryota, Metazoa, Chordata, Lepidosauria, Squamata, Elapidae.
AGGGGGGCCCGACGUCCCUCCGUGGCAGCCACGCCCUCUUUGUCUUGCAGAUCACGUGGACGGCCAGAGCGGCCGGAGAGUACGUGCACCUGAAGACGGGCUUGGAGGGCCAGGAGAGCGUGGUCAGCUACCUACCACUCAGCCAUGUCGCCGCACAGAUGAUUGACAUCUGGCUGCCCGUCACCUUUGGCGUGGAAACCUACUUUGCUCAGCCCGACGCCCUGAAGGGCAGCCUGGUGGACACCCUGCGGGAAGUGAGGCCCACGGCGUUCAUGGGCGUCCCCCGCGUGUGGGAGAAGAUGCAGGAGCGGAUGAAGUCAGUGGGGGCCAAGUCCUCCACGCUGAGGAAGAAGAUUGCCGUGUGGGCCAAAGCCGUGGGGCUGGAGACCAACCUGAAGCGCAUGAACGGAUCCGUUGAGCUCCCGAUGAACUACCGGCUGGCGAGAGCGCUGGUUUAUAAAAAGGUCCGGAAAGCGCUGGGUUUGGACCGCUGCACCAAAUGUUACACGGGGGCAGCCCCCAUCACGAAGGACACCUUGGAGUUUUUCCUGAGCCUGGACAUUGUGGUCUACGAGCUCUACGGCAUGAGCGAAAGUUCGGGCCCUCACACUGUUUCGCAUCCAACGUCGUACAGGAUGUCAAGGUAGAGUCAAAACUCGACUUACAACCAUAGCAAUAGCACUUAGACUUAUAUACCGCUUCAUAAUCCUUUUUUACAGCUCUUUCUGAGGAGUUUACAGAGUCAGCCUCUUGCCCCCAACUAUCUGG